AUGUCAAGUCCAGCGCCGCCAAAACCUACCAAGAUCCGUCAAGCAUGCGAUGUCUGCCAUAAGAAAAAGAUCCGCUGCGAUGGCUGUAGGCCGUGUCACAAUUGUCAAAGCUUGGAUAGAAGCUGUACCUAUCUGGCUGUGCCUAAGAAGACGGGACCUAAGGGACCACGAUAUGCGCGGAGGUCCAAGCAGCGACCGGCGACAACAUUUCAGUCUUCUACCAGCCCUGAGGUCGACAAGCCCAGCAUCAAUUCUAACAACACGGCAUCUCCACCAUGUCCUAAACAGUUCUCGGAGUCGCCACAAAUGACAGACACAGUUAUUCGAUGGUGUCUCGACGCGUACUUCAAGCAUAAAUACCCACUGACUCCAAUUCUCCAUCGCCCUUAUCUCGAACAAACACCAAGAUCAGCCGAGCAAUAUGGCUUGAUCACGGCUUGCUGUGCUGUUAUCGCACUGUCACCAGAAAUACUACCACCCUGCCCUGUCGAGGACAAUUUCACGAUCCCAUCAACGGACUUUUUGAUAGCGGAGACUCUUCGCGCAAGAGAGUUUUGCAAUCUGAUCGAAUAUCCGUCUUUAAUGCACAUUCAGACAUCAUUCUUUCUCCAUGCUGCGUUCUUUUCAAUGAACAAGGAUAAUUCGGCAUGGUAUUACUUGCAGGAAGCCAUCACUAUGCUUCAAACAUUACGCUUGCAUGAGGAGGCCACCUACACUAAUGAUGAUGCCAGCGACCCGGUGUUUGUCAAGUACGCUCAACGAAUGUUUUGGGUACUCUUCAUCACCGAGAGAGCAUAUGCAUUGCAAAGGAACCGACCGAUCAGAUUACAAGACACAUUAAAACUGCCAGACGUCGACCCACUAUCUUCCGACGCAGAGAUCCUACGCGGCUUUCUUGAUCUUAUCUCGCUAUUCCGCCCUUUCGGCCAAGACUUCAUCUCACAGUGGAACUCCCCAACAUCAUCCACUUCGACAGAUUUCGCAAACCUGUUUCGAUUGCAGUAUCUUCUCAAACAUUCACUUCCGAACCUUUCAAAUCACUCUCAAGUCCAACAAGCAGAUCUUCUCAUAUCCCGUCAAUGGCUCAAGAUCGUCGUCUGGAAGCUUUGCGCCUCGAAAAGAGUCCUCUCCACCGCAAAUAGCGAGGAUGUCAUGUCGUUGCAUUACCCGGCUAGUAUAGCACGCGAUAUCGUAAUGGUUUCGCAGUUGUUGCCGACCCAGGCUUUCGAGGCCAAUGGUAUAGGGAUUGUGGAAAAGGUCUUUGAUGUUGGCUGCUCGUUGGCGGAUCUACUGUCGUUAGUACCGCUAGAAUGUCAAGGCUCGACUAUGGAUGUUGGGGUUAUUGAUACACUGAUGGAGACAGUGAAAAUUGUCGGGACGAGGUUCGGUGGCAGUUAUCGACAUUUGGACAUAUUGGUUGACAAGGCGAGCGGGUGCCUUCUUAUGAACGUGGAUCGAAGUCUUGCUCCACCAGAACAGGACAAUCCGGACAAAAUCGACGAGAUAUAA
Fusarium tjaetaba is the source of this 1509-nucleotide messenger RNA. Its product is annotated as sucrose utilization SUC1. Lineage: Eukaryota; Fungi; Ascomycota; Sordariomycetes; Hypocreales; Nectriaceae. Gene Ontology annotation, molecular function: DNA binding; DNA-binding transcription factor activity, RNA polymerase II-specific; zinc ion binding. The transcript has a single exon. Gene Ontology annotation, biological process: regulation of DNA-templated transcription; DNA-templated transcription. The coding region runs from base 1 to 1509 and encodes 502 amino acids. The record is from RefSeq and is a predicted model, not a curated record.